Bipolaris zeicola 26-R-13 is the source of this 2862-nucleotide messenger RNA. RefSeq lists its product as uncharacterized. The transcript is spliced from 2 exons. Bases 1 to 2862 code for a protein of 953 amino acids. The record is from RefSeq and is a predicted model, not a curated record. NCBI's taxonomy places the organism in Eukaryota, Fungi, Ascomycota, Dothideomycetes, Pleosporales, Pleosporaceae.
AUGGGUUGGUUAAUAGAAGGUUUGGUCGCUAUUUGUACUGCGUCGUUGGUUGUUGGCAGUAAUGGGGCGAAGGAUAGACAAAACGCAGGAUCAUCAGAUACCCUCGAUGCGAACAGAAGAAUCCCAGUAUUGCCGCGUCAAGGACUGCCUUUUCAUAAUGUUACUAGGGUGUCGGAAACACCGAGCGAUACUUCACGCGCGUCGACCACAUACACUACUUCCGUCGUCUUUGCGUCAACUAAGACGGAGUCUUCUUCGAUAUCGAUAUUCGGAGAAUACACUUUUCCUUCUACGCUCUCGCCCUCAGAACCAAUAUCGAGUACACUGUCUAGAACGAGCAGCAAUGCACCUUCAACAUCAUCUACCCCAUACAUCUCAGGGACAAUAUUACAAAGCGUCACGAAAGGAGAGAGCACACCUUCAACCACUUCCAUACCUAUCGUAAUUUCAUCGCUUGUACCGCAAGCUGAAUACAUAUCUCCGGCUUUAGCUGAGAUCCGAUCGUCGACCACUCAACUGCCAGUAACUACGACCGACCUAUUCGAUAUGGUACUGAGUAGUCCUUCUCACACUUCAAGUUCGAGCCGUUUAGUAAAUGUCACGGUGGCUAGUGUUACAACUAGUUGUACAUCUCUAACUCUUAGCUCAACACCACCAACGCUUCCUAUCGCUUCGAGAAGCACUACAAGGCUUCCAUUACAUGCAGUGUCCGACUUGUUCAACUGGUUAUCUCCAGCAUCUUCCACAAUUUUCACUGGUAACGACCGAGGCAGCUCAUCUACUGCAGCAACAACAAGCAUACCGACCAUCAUCAUCUCUCAAGAAUCAGCUUUGCCUUCUUCAGAGAUCUCGAUAAACUUCUCUACAUCACCAACUAUGGUACUCCACAACACGAAAACUGUGUCUCUUCCUUCUGCUAUCAGUUACGAGACGAGUGUGGUCAACAUUGAUUGGAUAUCACUCAUCUUCACCCGGCCCAACCCCCAAACCAUUACCCCGACAAGUUCUGUUAUGCCAGCAAGAUCUACCACUUCAAUAUCUUCUAGCGUCUUUUUGAACGGCAACUUUUCAGGUGCCGUAACCACUGCAAACCCGGCCGUACCAACUCGGUCAUUCGUUUUGGAUAUAUCAAGUCCAACCACUGUUCCAUUUCCAGGAAACAAAACUUUUUGCUCAGGAAUUUCCUUUGCCUUUGUUUUUAGUACAGGAAGUCCCGCGAGCAGAACCAGAAGCAGUACAUAUACCCAGACGAUGCGGACGAGUUUACAGCCUCCGUCUAUGUCAGAACGAUUCACGCUCACUUCUCUAAUACCCACAACUACUCAAUCCUCAGCAUCUACAGUUGUUACAGGGACAUCAGCCGGACAAUUGUCAUCAAACAUGAUCUCCCCGCUACAACCGGCAACUACUCGAGAAACAGGUGCUACUUCUUCGGUUACACUUUUACCAUUUCCCGCCAUCUCUUUAGCUUUCACCAGCUCGAGGAAUGCUUCUAUAUCUAGAACCAUUCAAGCAAGUCACACUUUUAGUAAACCAAUUCUUCCGACUAGAGUAGGAAGCAGCUCCAGCACAAGCACUACCGGUAGCUUGCACACGAGCAGGAUAUCUAAUUUACGUUUUUCAUCCAUCAGCAGAACAGCGGUUCCCUCCACCUCCGUGACACCUAGCAGCUUCGUGACGAAGACAAAGACACGAAAUUCUGAGCUACCAUCACAAACGAUAUCGGAAACAGAUGGUAUUAGGGAAACCAUGAAGGGGCAGAGCACAACUCUUCCUCCUACGAGUAGCGCCACUGAGACAGAGGCCGCAGCAGCUCCGCCUCCACUAAAGCCAUCUGAGACUGCCGGGGUAGUGGUUGGCAGCACAGCUGGAGUUCUCCUAGCAAUCGUCGCUGCGAUCUUCGUCGUCCGCCGCUAUCAUGCACUGAAACACAACGAUGAAUCCGGACCAUACCCUGAAAUGGCCUACCUAUACGACCCUUUCCCCGACAAUUCUGAACGUGACAGCAACGCCAACGAGACUUCAACUCUCAUAUCGGGAAGCGCAGGUAUCAAACCAUCUGCAUCAAGCAGAAGCAGACCACUCCAUCGAGCCCCCCACAACUCUCUCGACGACGAGUACCACCACAUGCACAACACCAACUCCCUCCGCUACAGCGACCCCGGCAACCCCUUCACCAACCCCACCGACCCCUUCCUCGACUGGCGAAGCAGCCGCGUAAUCAGUACCUCAACCACCACCGCCCCCGCCCUCGCCGCCGCCGUAAAAACCUACAGCAAAGGCCCACAGAAACCUCUCCCCCCACUCCCACUCUCUCGCACCCGCUGUACCCUAGCCGACCACAUCAUUCCCUCCCCAACACUAAGCCCCCUCCCCCCCCUCGACUGCAACCUCCACCGCACCCCCGCAAUCUCCGCUCGGAACAGCGUGAAAAGCCAACGCUCCCUUCGACGCUUGAACUGUCUAGAUCGCGCAUCGCGAUCUUAUACACCUCUUCCGCAACAUACGAAGGACUCUAGUUGGAAUCGCACAUCGACACACGACCUCCCCCUUCCCGUAGACAUGCGAUCAGAAACCCCGGAUUCAAUCACGCUAUAUGCUAAUCCGUCAUCUUGCCAUCUUCUUCCCACCGUUUUCUCGUACACGUCGUCUCCGAAUGCUUCGUCAGAGAGAACGGCGGUGUCGGCGGAGACGAGUCUAAAGGUGGGUGAGACGCCGCGGUCUUUGCUGGCUUCGUUGGUAGAUAGUAGUGGUGUGGGGGAUGGGGAGGAGGUGGCGUAUGAGGAUUUUCCUUCGCCUCCAGAGACUGAGUCUCGUUGCUGGCAGAAAAGAAGGGGGGGAUGUAGCGGAUGUAGCGGAUGA